Molecule: messenger RNA, 3357 nt
Organism: Chanos chanos (milkfish)
Lineage: Eukaryota; Metazoa; Chordata; Actinopteri; Gonorynchiformes; Chanidae
Product: NACHT, LRR and PYD domains-containing protein 3-like
Exons: 8
Coding region: 1-3357 (1118 amino acids)
Molecular function (GO): protein binding
Source: RefSeq, a predicted model, not a curated record
AUGCCAGCUGUUCCACAGAUCCUGCUGGAAACUCUGGAAGAGCUGGAGAGAGCAGAACUGAAGAGGUUUCAGUGGUACCUGACUACAGAGAAUGGAGUGGAAGGCCUCUCUCACAUCCCAAAGUCUAAGCUGGAGAAUGCUGAUGUACAGGACACAGUGGAUAAGAUGGUGGAGAGAUACAAACCAAGAGGUGCUGUGGAGAUCACACUGCUCAUCCUGAAGGAGAUAGGGCUGAAUAACCUGGCUGACAAAUUAGAGCAUAAACUCAGAGAAGGUAAUACAGCUCACAUGAAAUUUACAACACAAUCAGUUUUACUAGAUUAUGAAGCUGUAAGAAUCAAACUUAAGUCCAGUCUGAAACAGAAAUAUGAGCGCAUUUUGGAUGGCACUUCAGUGAGAGGUCAUAGAAAGUUCCUGAAUGAUGUUUACACUGAUCUCUACAUAGUGGAGGAUGAGACUGGAGGAGUCAAUAAUGAACAUGAGAUUAUGCAGGCUGAGACAUCAACCAGGAGAUUUACUACAGAGGAAACUUCAAUCACAUGCAGUGACAUUUUCAAAGUCCCAUCGGAUCCAAGUCGAAGAAACAGAAAAGUGCUGACUAUGGGAAUUGCUGGAGUAGGCAAAACUAUCUUAGUGAACAAAUUCAUACUGGACUGGGCAGAGGGAAAGACCAACCAGGACAUAGAAUUUAUUUUUCCACUCCCCUUUCGAGAGCUGAAUUCAGUAAAAGAUGAAGAAUACAGCCUGAUAGAGUUGCUUCAUGAAUAUUUUGAAGAUUCUGCUAAACUAAAGUCUGUUCCAGACGGCGAUGGUAAAGUCAUGUUCAUUUUUGAUGGACUUGAUGAGUGUCGCUUUCCUCUUGUCUUUACUGAGGCAGAGAAAUUGAAAGAGAUUAAUCAGAAAACAUCAUUGGGCACACUAAUAACAAACCUAAUCAAGGCAAAUAUGCUUCCCUUUGCUCUCAUUUGGAUAACCUCCAGACCAGCAGCAGCCCAUCAGAUCCCUCGAGAUUGCAUUGACCAGGUGACUGAAGUACGAGGAUUCAGUGAUAAACAAAAGGAAGAGUACUUUAGGAAGUACAAUGACAAGGACCAGGAUAUGGCCAAAAAUAUGAUCUCACACAUAAAGAAAUCAAGGAGCCUCCACAUCAUGUGUCACAUACCAGUCUUCUGUUGGAUAUCAGCAACUGUGCUUCAGCCAAUGCUGGCCACAGACAGUAGUGAAGAACUUCCCACAACUCUGACUGGGAUGUACACACAGUUUCUGAUUUUUGAAACAAAUCAAAUGAAAAAGAAAUAUGAAGCUAGGCACAUUAUACUGAAGCUUGGAAAGUUGGCCUUCCUUCAGCUGGAGAAGGGUAAUCUGAUAUUCUAUAAGGAAGACUUGAGAGAGUGUGGCAUUGAUGUCAGUGAGGGUUCAGUAUACUCAGGAGUGUGCACACAGAUAUUCAGUAAAGGGCAAGGAGCCUCUGAGAGGAUGGUGUUCAGCUUUGUGCAUCUGAGUGUUCAAGAAUUCUUUGCUGCGGUCCAUGUGUUUGUCUCGCACUGCAAUAAUAAAGAGAAUGUUCUUCGUCCUGAUACAUUUUGGUCUAUCUUUAAAACGAAGUCAGAGAAAUUAAAUGAUCUCCACAGAUGUGCUAUAGACAAGGCCUUAGAGAGUGAGAACGGACACCUGGAUCUUUUCCUCCGCUUCCUUCUUGGCCUCUCACUGGAGUCCAAUCAGGAACACCUGAAAGAACUACUGCCACAAACAGCAAUCAGACCACAGAGUGUGGAGAAAACAGUCAACUACAUCAAGAACACACUCAACAAGAACAUCUCAUCAGAGAGGAGCAUCAAUCUCCUCUACUGUCUGAAUGAACUGAAGGACGACUCCCUUGUAAACGAAAUUCAAAAUUACUUGGGCUCAGGACGUCUCUCUACAGAGAAACUCUCAUCUGCACAGUGGUCAGCUCUGGUCUUUGUCCUGCUGAUGUCAGAGGAGACUCAAGAAAAGUUUGAGCUGAAGAAAUACAGAGGAUCAGAUGAAGGGUUGAAGAGACUUCUGCCAGUACUGAAAAACACCAAACGGGCUCUACUUACUGGUUGUAAACUUACUGAGCAGUCCUGUGAAGCUAUAGCCUCAGUUCUACAGUCAGUUAACUGUCCCCUGAGAGAACUGGACCUGAGUAACAAUGACCUUCAGGAUUCAGGUGUGACGUUUCUCUGUGAGGGACUGAAGCAUCCACACUGUAAACUGGAGAUACUGAGACUUGCUGGUUGUAAUCUCACUGAACAGUCCUGUUCAUCUAUAGCCUCAGUUCUACAGUCAGUAAACUGUCCCCUGAGAGAACUGGACCUGAGUAACAAUGACCUUCAGGAUUCAGGAGUGAAGUUUCUCUGUGUGGGACUGAAGAAUCCACACUGUAAACUGGAGAUACUGAGACUUGCUCUCUGUAAACUCACUGAACAGUCCUGUUCAUCUAUAGCCUCAGUUCUACAGUCAGUAAACUGUCCCCUGAGAGAACUGGACCUGAGUAACAAUGACCUUCAGGAUUCAGGAGUGAAGUUUCUAUGUGUGGGACUGAAGAAUCCACACUGUAAACUGGAGAUAUUAAGGUUGUCUGGUUGUUUAGUGACAGAGGAAGGUUGUUCUUCUCUGGCUUCAGCUCUGAGUUCAAACCCCUCACACCUGAGAGAACUGAAUCUGAGCUACAAUCACCCAGGAGACUCAGGAGUGAAGCGUCUCUCUACACAGAUGAAUCAAAACUGUCGACUGAAGUUAGUACUUGUGGACCAUGGUGGAGAAUUCAUCAUCAAACCAGGAUUAAGAAAAUAUGCCUGUGAUCUCACACUGGACCCAAUCACAGCACACAAACACCUCUCUCUGUCUGAGGGGAACAGAAAGGUGACAUAUGUGGGAGAGAAUCAGUCGUAUCCUGAUCAUUCAGAGAGAUUUGAUCACUGGUAUCAGGUCAUGUGUAGAGAGAGUCUGACUGGACGCUGUUACUGGGAGACUGAGUGGAGUGGAGAUGCUGCUGAAAUAUCAGUGACAUAUAAAGGAAUCAGGAGGAAAGGAGAGAGUGAUGACUGUAGGUUUGGAGACAAUGAAAAGUCCUGGAGUCUGGAGUGUGAUGGUAACAGUUACUUUGCCCGUCACAAUGAACAUGGAACUGACAUACCUUACCACCCCUCACACACACACAGAGUAGGAGUGUAUCUGGACUGGUCGUCUGGAACUGUGUCCUUCUACAGCGUCUCCUCUGACACACACACACUCACACACAUACACACAUUCCACUGCACAUUCAUUGAACCCCUUUAUGCAGGGUUUUAUGUUUAUCAGAACUCCUCAGUGUCUCUGUGUCAGAUAAAAUAA